This is a messenger RNA of Diabrotica balteata, 684 nucleotides long. The record is from the annotation of a GenBank genome assembly. NCBI's taxonomy places the organism in Eukaryota, Metazoa, Arthropoda, Insecta, Coleoptera, Chrysomelidae.
AUGCAAUUUAAAAAGGUGACACAUGUUAUUUUCGACAUGGAUGGACUUCUAAUAGAGUCUGAAUCCAUUUAUGACGAAAUUAUUGGUGAUAUUGCCAAACAAUAUGAUAAGGAAUAUACCGAUGACUGUAAAGUAAAAGUGCUAGGUUCUCCGGAAGUAGAUACGGCUAAAAUAGUUGUAAAAGAAUUAAGAUUACCUAUUACACCUGAAGAAUUUUUGGUAGUUUACAAGAAAAGGCAAAUUAAAGAUCUUGCACACCCACCUCUAUUACCUGGCGUUAAAGAACUUAUAAAACACCUCUACAAGAACGAUAUUCCCAUUGCCGUGGCUACGUCGUCUUCCCUAGAAGCGAUGCAAGUAAAAACCAAAGAUCACCAAGAUGUUUUUAAAUUGUUCCAUCACAUCGUGUGUGGUAGCACGGAUCCAGCUGUUAAAAAUGGAAAACCAGCGCCAGAUAUAUUUUUAGUAUGUGCUUCCAGAUUUCCUGAUAAACCUAGUCCUUCUAAAUGUCUCGUUUUUGAAGAUGCUCCCAAUGGAAUCCGAGGAGCCCUCACUGCUGGUAUGCAAGCUGUGAUGGUACCAGCUCCCUACAUUUCUCAGGAACUUCGAAAACCUGCUACUCUAGUCUUGGAUUCCCUGACGCAGUUCAAACCAGAGUUGUUCGGUUUACCAGCCAUAGAAUGA